AUGGUCAACAGGGAUUUGACAGUGGGAACGAUGUAUUUGUCACAACUCAUCAUUGCAGUCCUGGGGAAUUUUUCUCUUCUUUCCCAUGACUUCCAUCUCUACCUCACAGGAUGCAAGUUCAGGCCCACAGACUUGACUAUCAAACACCUGACUGUAGCCAACUGCUUAGCCAUUCUGUGUAGAGGAGUCACACAGACCAUGGCAGCUUUUGGGAUGGAGGACUUUCUGAGUGACAUGGGGUGCAAACUUUUGUUCUAUGUGCACAGAGUGGGCAAAGACAUGUCCAUUAACAGCACUUGCCUCUUGAGUGUGUCCCAGGCCAUCAUCGUCAGUCCCAACAACUCCAGGUGGGCAGAGUUCAAAGCAAAACUUCCCAGGUGCAUUGGUCCCUGCAAUAUCCUCUGUUGGAUGCUGAACCUGACGGUCAAUGUUGUGGUUCCUGUGCACGUGACUGGGGGCAAGAGUGACAAAAAUAUUACAAAGACUAUGGACUUGGGCUACUGUUAUUCUUUGAAUCAUGACAAAUUCACAGCAUUACUGUACACAGCCCUGGUGAACUUCAGAGACAUUUUCUUCAUAGGACUCAUGCUGUGGUCCAGCGGCUUCAUGGUUCUUAUGCUCUAUAGGCACAAGCAACAGGUACAACACAUCUAUGGGACCAACACCUGCACCAGGUCCUCCCCAGCAUCCAGAGCCACAAGCAGCAUCCUGGUCCUGGUGAGCACAUUUCUGUCCUUUUGUACUCUCUCCUCUAUCUUUCACAUUUGCUUGAAUAUUUUAGGAAAUCCCAGGUUGUGGUUGGUGCACACCUCAGCACUCAUCACUGGGAGCUUCCCAGCUGUGAGCCCCUACAUUCUCAUGAGCCAUGACUCCAGAGUGCCCAGGCUCUGCUGCACCUGCACAAGGAAUGCAAACUCCCUGAAUUAUUGA
Messenger RNA from Ochotona princeps (American pika), 930 nucleotides. Its product is annotated as vomeronasal type-1 receptor 4-like. Bases 1 to 930 code for a protein of 309 amino acids. Lineage: Eukaryota; Metazoa; Chordata; Mammalia; Lagomorpha; Ochotonidae. Gene Ontology annotation, cellular component: membrane. Gene Ontology annotation, molecular function: pheromone receptor activity. Gene Ontology annotation, biological process: G protein-coupled receptor signaling pathway. The transcript has a single exon. The record is from RefSeq and is a predicted model, not a curated record.